Molecule: messenger RNA, 783 nt
Organism: Acanthamoeba castellanii str. Neff
Lineage: Eukaryota; Discosea; Longamoebia; Acanthamoebidae
Exons: 3
Coding region: 1-783 (260 amino acids)
Source: RefSeq, a predicted model, not a curated record
AUGUUCUCCGACCUGCUGCUGUUCGGCCUGCCGACGGUGAUGGCCUACACGGGCUGGGGCAGCGUCAAGUUCGACUACUCGACCCUCAGCUGCUCGUUCGCUCCGUUACCGAGCCUCUACUGUCUCUUCACCAUGGAGAACUCGAUGGAAGCUUCAGUUUACCUGAAAGCAGCGGAGGAUGAGGACGCCAUGAAGGCCAAGGGCGGUCGGGACAACCACAACAACAGGAAGGAGAGAAGGGAGCUGCUCACGCCUGCGUGCGUGAUGGCUGCCGGCUACGUCAACGGAUUCCUCAACGAGUGCUGGCAGAAGUACUCGCACACAGCGCCGGUCUUCUCCUUUCUAAAGGGACGCGGCAGCGGCGCAUACAACAACGCUGCCGAGACGUGGGCCAGCGGCGGCGACGGCGAUGCCGGCGACAGCUACAGUCGAAGCGGCAAGGGAUCGACCAUCGGCCACUCGCGUGGCCGCGCAACACGGGAGCGUAGCGGCAGCACCGCCAGCGCCCUCAGCGCCCCCAUCAUCCCCGUCAUCAGUGCCACUACUCUUCCUGACUUGGCGGUGGUGGAGCUCUCGUGCCGAGCGUUGGGGCACGACUGCUGCGAGUUCAUGGUGUGCGUGCGGAGUCAGGUGGAGCGGUGCGCCAGGACCUACCUGGAGAGCCGAGGCCGCGGCGGGUCCGCGGCGCUCGCCGGCGUGCCGCUGGUGGACAUCCUCGCGGCCAAGGACAAAGCCGACGCCGACGCCAGCGCCAAGAGGAAAUCAGACAAGACGCGCAAGUAG